UUGCUCAUAUUCGUUACCACCGGAGGUGAAAAACAGCGAAAAAGACGAAUACAAGCUUGAAUGGACUCGAAAUCUCCCGAGGUACCCUGACGGCGAGGAUGAAAUAUUGUUGUCAUGGGAAGACCGCUUCAAAGUAUGGGAAAAAGGGAUUCACCUAGUUCCAUCCAAACGGGAGAUUUGCCCUUUAGGUUUCCAUCAAACAAUGUUGGAUCAAUUCUCGUCCUCAGAUUUAUCUAUAGACAAAUAUACUCAUAUUCUGGUCAUGUCGAUGUGCUUACGCCGCUGGGUGGUACGAGAGGCCACCAAAUGUGUUUGUCCUGAAAGAUACUAUUUAUCAUCACUCUUGUGCUUGGGUAUAUUUCAAUUCUCCAUUCUCAAGUCUUUAUCAGUUUCUGUCGGUGAACUCUGGCCUGUUUGCCUCGCUGCCAUCAGAGUUCCCAAGUCGUUCAGCUUCACGGCUAUAGUCGAUUCUCUUCUUGUUGUUGAACAGUAUGACGAAAUCGAAAUUAAUUAUCAGCUUUCUCUCAUUACAUGUCCAGAAAUCGCAAAUACAUCCAGUACAUUAUCAUAUAUCAAAAGCCCUCUAGCCGCUCUUGAUGUCCUUACAAAGAUGAUUAAUCUCUGCUUAUCAUUGAUAAUUAGUUGUUAUAAUGAGACGUUAAAACGGGCUGUGCCGACUUACUUUUCAACCCACUCCUCAUUUUCCGGAAUUGCAGCUUGCCCACCGUGA
Acaulospora colombiana is the source of this 730-nucleotide messenger RNA. The record is from the annotation of a GenBank genome assembly. Lineage: Eukaryota; Fungi; Glomeromycota; Glomeromycetes; Diversisporales; Acaulosporaceae.